AUCGCUAGCAUCCAUGCCGAUAAUCCAGGCAGCAAGACUCCUACACCUGCAGACAUCCCGAUCGCUGUGCUUCGUGCUGGCGUUACCCACAAAGCUUUCAAGGUGCCCAAUCACCUGCUCACCAGCAAGGUACCCUUCUUCAAGAAGCUGUUGUCAACCACACCAUCUCCCAGCGAUGAGCAGCUGACUUUCGACUACCUUGAUGAGUUUGCUUUUGCACUCUUCGUCCGUUGGUUGUAUGGAGGCAAACUUCAGGGUCCACACGACUUCCAUUCGGUCCAGCAUUAUCUCGGUCUGUAUGUUAUUGGUCAGAACUGGGACGUCGAACCACUUUGCAACAACACCAUCGAUUUGGUCCGCUUGUACUACCACGAGAACAACAUGACAGCACCUACCUUCCGCCUCGAGUACAUAUACACCUUUACCAAGACGCCCAACCACAUGCGCAAGUUCUUGACUGAGACAGCUGCAUUCCGCGCACUCUGUGGCGAGCCGGCAGCCAAGGGCGUCUUCUUGUCAGAAUCCAUGAAGACACUGAUUAGCAAGGGUGGCGACUUUUCGGUUGACUAUGCUCACUCUCUCAUCAAACUCUCCAAGGACGAUUUCCCUGACCCCAGAAAGGGCUCCAAGUGUGACUGGCAUGAACACGCUGACGGCAAACUCUGUGCGAAGGAGGAUGUGGAGCCAUACAUGACAUCGUGA
Messenger RNA from Aureobasidium melanogenum CBS 110374, 702 nucleotides. RefSeq lists its product as uncharacterized. The annotation marks the transcript as partial. Gene Ontology annotation, molecular function: protein binding. NCBI's taxonomy places the organism in Eukaryota, Fungi, Ascomycota, Dothideomycetes, Dothideales, Saccotheciaceae. The record is from RefSeq and is a predicted model, not a curated record. The transcript is spliced from 2 exons.